This is a messenger RNA of Arabidopsis lyrata subsp. lyrata, 1639 nucleotides long. Its product is annotated as FT-interacting protein 1. The transcript has a single exon. NCBI's taxonomy places the organism in Eukaryota, Viridiplantae, Streptophyta, Magnoliopsida, Brassicales, Brassicaceae. The record is from RefSeq and is a predicted model, not a curated record. The coding region runs from base 1241 to 1618 and encodes 125 amino acids.
AGAUCUACUAUAAUAUAUUGUAUUUAACUUCAACAAAAACAAUUAUUGCUUUGUUUUCAAGUGAGAAAUUUAUUCAGGGAAGGACCAAAAAACUUUAUAAAGUCAGAUAAACACACAUUAGUAUAUAUUAUAAAUAAACUACAAAUUAAAUAGCAAAUGGGAGGGAAAUUCCUCAACUAGGAAACUUAAAGGAGACUUUUUUUUUUAGUUAAGGAAUAUAAAGAGGACUUGGGAAAGCAGUGGGAAGAUGGUUAUUACUUUAAUAUGUAUAGGAGAUAUUUCUAAUGUCACUUUUGUUUUUACUAAAAAUUAUAAAAUUUAUACGUUUCGAAGCCUACCCGCGUUAAAAAUGAAAAUUGGUGCACAUGAAAAUUGGUACAACUCUUAAAUAAGUUUUUUUUUUUUUUUUUUUCUAGAAGAUCAUAGUUUCGAAUGCCAAUUUUGUAGAAGAGCUACUUUGAAAUUUUGAUGUUCGGUGAAAUGAAAUUAGACCUAUAGGCCUACGUGACUGGUUGGAAAAAGAGCCUUAAUCUGAAACCCACUCCAAAAGGGCCCUAAUUAGACCUCUAUAUGUAUACAUCAAAGUUAGAACUUAGAAGGCUUCUCUCUCUUUUGCUUGCAGUUAGUCGAAGAACAACAAUUAACAAGUAGCAGAACCUCCUUAGUCUCGCCGAUUAAUAGUGUCUGCAUGUUCGAUUGUAAUUUAAAUUUUGAUAUUUUCAUUGAUUGCAGUGUAUCAAAAGAUCUCAAAGUCAUCUUUGCAAAGCACAUCUUUGAGUUAGUCUAACCUUUGAGGCUAAGAUAUACAUACAUAUACUGACAUACAAUUACAACCUAAGAGAGAGGUUACACUAAACUUAGAAUAUACGAUAUAUGGAAAUUAUCUCCUAAUAGUUCAUAACCGUUGAUUUAGUAAAACAUGUACGGGCUUAAAAGGGACGGUCUAUUACAAUUGAGCUCUCAGAUUGUAUAGCUAUUAUUUCCUUUCAGUUUUUGUAUCGUCCUGUUAUAUAUGUGAGUUUUCCAUUUUCUAAUAUGUUAAUGUUAAUUUCUCCGGUUUCUAAAAUGUAAAUAAUGUAAUUCUUUUCCAUUUUUUGUUUAUUCCGUUGUUUCUGUCCCAUCUAAUAUAUGAACCUGUAAAGCCUUAAAACUUGAUAUAUAUAUAUAUAUAUAUAUAUAUCACAUUCAAAUUUGAUAAUUCAUUAUAUCUUUUCUCUCUUUCACGUUUCUCUUAUAAAAAAUGACUACCGAAGAUGAUGUUUUGAGGAUGAGGCAGGAGAGGUUGAUGGAGAUGUCGGAGAAAUUGUUGAACCUAAUGGAUUAUGCUGAGUCACAAGUUGAAAGGUUUAAGGUGAUCUUGACAUCGCGUGACGAUCCAGUCGCUUCGUUUUGUGCGGUGGUCGUCUGUCUUGUCGUUUGCUUGGUUCCGUUACAGAUUUGGUUUUACGUUUUGCUCCUCAGUUGGCCUAUUUCCCAGUUUCUUCGCAGCGACUUGCCCAGUAAAAUCAACAACUUCUUCAAAAGAUUACCACCGACCAACGAAGAGCUCGACUUGCCCAGUAAAAUCAACAACUACUUCACAAGACUGCCGCCGACCAACGAAGAGCUCAUGUCCUGACAACUCUGAAAGGCGGUUUCU